Molecule: messenger RNA, 1860 nt
Organism: Penicillium oxalicum
Lineage: Eukaryota; Fungi; Ascomycota; Eurotiomycetes; Eurotiales; Aspergillaceae
Exons: 2
Coding region: 1-1860 (619 amino acids)
Source: RefSeq, a predicted model, not a curated record
AUGGACUCAAGACUACGGGACUCGGUCAUCUUCAGUCGGUCCCUCGCCCUUGCUGGGCCACACCAAACGACCGGACCUUACGGCGCUGCGCAUCCCUACCCAGUCCAAGGGGACGUCAUGUCUUGCCCUCACAUCUCUUUCCCGGCGACCGAGCUGUUGACAGGCACGCGGUACCCUGUGCGAGCAGCAGAGCCCAUGGAUUGCGGAGAUCAUUACAGUCCAGGCGAAUUGGACGCGUCCUUCUGUGCAGAUUGGAAUCGGUCUGAAACUACCAUCUGUCUGCCCUCUCCAUCACCAUUGACACGAGGAUCAACGUAUUUGCCCAAAGCCGGCCCGCGCGUGUUGGACGAGGCUCUCGGAGACCCGUUUUAUCUGGAGCAGUCUCUCGCCGCCACCCCAUCGUGGAACAGCUUCACUCCCUCGGCUUGCCAUGAGAGCUUGAAUGACCAGGAGGCUCAGUAUUGUUUAUCACUCCACGAUUCAGACCUGUUUCACACUCGCAAGACGUCCGCUGCCAUCGAUCGUCCGGACCGCUCCACCAUUGCGCAGCUUGAGUUGGAGAACAACCGGCGCUUCCAUCGCUAUACUUCAUCGACCGAAGAUACCCCUCGGGUGCUACACAGCAGUCAGGAAUCAUUCAGUUCGGUCUACAGUGAUACCAGCACUCCUGAUUUGACUCCUAGUAGUUCAUUCUCUUCCACCUACACCUCUGCACCGUGCCCCGACGCCGUUCUCAAGGCAACGGAGAAGCUAUACCAUCACGCACACCGUGCGCAGCCUGCGCCCUCUCGUGUCUUCUACCUGCCCGCAUCAACACCUCCUCAACAACUGCCUUUCAUUCCUCCUGUUCCAUCCAUCCCCAGAAAUUACACACGACCGACGACUCCCGUGGCCAUGAAAUACGAAUCCUCUAGUAUGUCCUCCUCAUCGCGCCGUCGCAAGGCCCCGCCCACGCUGCCUAGCUUGGCUCGUCGCCCCAGCUCUCAUGGUUCGCGAAAGAAGCAAGCCAGCCCCGGCAUGCGUACUCCAUUGGAUCCCUCCAUGAUCUCCCCUCCCUCCCUGAUCAAUCCGAUCACCAUGGAGCCUCAUGCGACCCAUUUCGAACAGGCGCUCUUCAUUCCUGCCAACGACUGCCCAAGCCCCAUCCCCAGUCCUUCGGCCAGUUCUCCUCCCAUCUCUCGUCAGUGGACUGCGACCUCCGCAGAGAGGCCGUCAACGUCGACCACAAUCGACGCCUUCUGUGAGCACUCGGUCUGGGAAUCGGACUCAGACAAUGAGUCGAUUGGUCACAAGUCUUUAUCUCGCAAGCCUAUCGAUACCUUGCGUAAGGUGCGAAGUCGUGCGAAGCUCCGUGCCGCCAAGUCUCAGCCCCGGUUGAACCAGCACUCCAGCUUGGAGUACGAAGCACCGGAGAGGUUUCCUUGUGUUGGGGACGACGUUUUUGGACCCUCCAUGCCUGAGCCUUGCCGUGGCGUCAGUCUCGACCGACCCAGCGCCAGCCGUGACGGGCUUCGUCCUCACCAUCCUCUUCAGACUCUACGGCUGGUGGCACCAUCUUCUACAUCGCUGCUCCACUCUCGUUCUCGAAACAACAGCCAUGGCCAUCUUCGUGAGUCUGAUGUGGAUCGAUCGACUGCUGCCGCCGUGCACGCCCAGUCCCGACGGCGUCAACACUCUGACUCGUCCGGUUGUAUUCAUGAAGAAUCUGACAAAUUGACGUCGAUGUGUUACGAGCAGCACGCACCAUUGCCCUUUGAAGAGCCCAAUGACCCGCGGCCCUUCUUCAAGCGAAUGAUGGAUUCUAUACGGUCUCUCAGUUGCCAAAAAUCUUUCUCAAAAUCAACAACCCCUCGUCCCUAA